AUGCAGGGGAUGGUGCUGUUCAGACGCUGGCUCACUCUGUUUCUGCUUGCUGUCGGAGCUGGAGGGGCUCAGAGUCAGGACACCGGAAUAUGCCCCCUGCACCUGCUCGUCGGCCUGGACGUCACUGAUUACCAACAGUCCAGCCUGCACCAGUACCUGGAGGGCAUCAUCUGGGAGCUGUUCUCCCUGACCAGGGUCAGCUGCGCCCAGCUCAACGUUACCCUGAGCAUCCAGAGCGUGGACCAGGGCGGCGAGGUCCUCUUCCGAGCCCACCUCGCCAAGUACCAGCAUGACGUCUUGCAGCAGCUGCGUGUGGUGCAUGCCUUCAGGCGCACCUACCUGAACCAGCCCUCCCUACACAGACUGCUGGAGAUGAACCGAGGCCUGCCAGAGAGUAACAAGGUGGUGCUCCUGUUUACAGACGGGUUGGACGAUGAUGUGAGGAAGCUGGAGGAGAUGUCAGCCGCUCUGCGGGUGCAAGGUAUGUGGCUGGAUCACACAACUUCCUGGUGA
Molecule: messenger RNA, 513 nt
Organism: Chelonoidis abingdonii (Abingdon island giant tortoise)
Lineage: Eukaryota; Metazoa; Chordata; Testudines; Testudinidae
Product: collagen alpha-6(VI) chain-like
Source: RefSeq, a predicted model, not a curated record